ACUUUCAUAGGAGGAAUGGCCGCUGGUACGAGCUACUACGCAGCGUCUCCCGUGAUGAGAACCCGAUCUGCGACGCCAGUUUCAAUGAACGACAUGUCGAGAUUGUUAAGCGCAAGCCAAGACCGAAAAGGACUUGGCCACGCUAGAACCUAUUACAAUCCGGCCAGUCAGAAAUUAUAUUCAAGAUAUUCAACAAAAGAAUGGGAAGAAUCAAACAAAAACUACUUUUCCCUAUCCGAAUCGGAAAGAAACGUCGCUGAACGUCUUAGAUCUGAUAUGUGGAGGGCAGUUAAAACUACAGAUGCCAGAACAAAGAACAGACAACACGCAAAUACAAAAAAAUUGGGUAAGUACCACUAAAUUUCAAUCAAAAACAACAACAAAAACAACAAAAAACUUCAAAAAACAAAUUACAAUGUCUUUCAUUUGUUUUUUUUUUUUUUUCACAAAAAUCAUUCUUUUGUUUUUUAAAAAAAAAAAAAGAAAGGAAAACCAAAAAAAAGAAAAGAAGAAACUUUUCUCUCUUUCUCUCUUUCUCUAUCUCUCUCUCUCUCUCUCUAUCUCUCUCUCUCUCUCUCUCUCUCUUCAAAGAUUUUUUUUUUCAUGAAUAUUUAAAAACUUUGUUUUAAUUAUAAAAGAAGUAGCAAAAGCAAAGGAAAAAAAGUAAACUUGUUUAAUAGAAUAGACAGAUUUUAAUAAAUAAUUAAUAUACUGUCUAAUAAUAAGGAAAUAAAGUAUAAACACUCUCUCUUUCUCUAAAACAAUGUUUGAAUAUUGUACAGUUUGUCACAACUAUUUAAAGUAAAUUCUCCAUACCGUCUUAAUUAUAUCCUUGUUCUAGUCUAUUCCAUUUUCUCCUCUCACUUUCCGUUUCUAUUUUACUUGAACUUCUUUCAUUAUUAAUCUGUUGAAAAUUAAUAUUUGUGUUAUAGAGUGUGUCUAAAUAAUGAAAAUUUAAUAUUCAUGUUAAACUUUUCUUUUGUCUAUUCUUUUCUAUUAAAAUUUAUUAUCAAGUGUUUUACUGUAAAUUCAUAUACGUAAUAGUUUAUUUACAACGUUUUUCGUAUGAUUUAGUAAACGAGAGGGAAUUGCAUGAAUGGGGAUAAUUCAAGAUUGAACUUAUGAAGAAAGAUAAUGUAUUUGUAUGUAUAUGAUAGGUUUAUUAUGUGAUAAUAGCAGUUAUAUCAUAGAACUAAAAAGAUUAGCGUAGAAAGAAGAGAGAGAGGCAUAGAACGAUGUGUAAAUUUAUAUAUAAGAAAGAAUAAGCUACUUGUCAAGACAAAAAAGAAUUUAGUAAAUUUACGACGAUAAUUUAGAUAAAAUAAUCAAGUGUUAAAAUCUUUUCCCUCUUUUCGAUCUAUAAUAUAUUUACAUAAUCGAUUUGACUUUAGAGAAUAGCUUUCAUUUUGUGUAGAUUACAGUACCACAUUAAAACAAUUAUCUUAUAACCCUAAACACAAUCAAUAAACUAUGGAGAGCUAGGCAUUUAACACUAUAGUUUAAUUUAGUAAGUGGACAACGAUAGAAUAGAGGUCGUUCACUGUUCACUGUUCCCGAAUAACUGUUUGAAAUAUAAAAUAAAAGAGUAAAUGACAAUCAAUAGCUUGAACGAGAGUGAAAGAGAGAGAGGGAGAGAGAGAGAGUGGAUGCCAAGAGAGAGUAAAUUUUCAUUAUAUAAAUAUACGAAUAUAUAAUUUUUAAACUAUAAACUUGAGUGUUUUUAAUGAAUUAGACAAAAAUUCACCUUAAAAGGUAAAUAAAUGUUAAUUAGGUGAUCGAGUUCAAGACAUAUUGUUUUGGAAGCAUGAAUUACAUUGUGAAAUGCAAGCAAUGGAUCAAGAAAUAAGCAAUUUACAGGUCUCUUAAACAAUUCUUUCACACCACCAUAAUUAUGUUGUUCUAUUUUUAUUUCUUGUUUAUCAACACCUUAACAAACCUAACUAUUUUAUUUUUUAUUUAUUUGCCUUUGCACAAAUAACCUUGAAAUUUAUGUCCUUUUUUUGCCGUGUUAUUUAACAGGGAAUCGAGUGUCAGAUAUCGCCUACUGGAAGGGUGAAUUAGUACAUGAAAUGAGAGAAAUGGAUAUGGAAACAGAAAAUCUAGAGGAGCAUAAAAGAGUUUUGGAAAAAGCCUAUGCGGAUACGAAAACUCCAUUUGUCAUUGCUGAAGAAUGCCUUUUGCAAAGAGAGAAGAGACAAGGAAUCGAUCAAGUUCACGAUGAUGUUGAAAGAGCUCUAUCGAAGGAAGUUGACUGUAUUAAAAGAUGUCAAGUCAAGAUGAAGGCUCUGAUUCAAAAGGCUGAGGUUCAAUUAAAGAUGAAUAGAGCUGCUCAGCACACUUGCGACAAAGACGCAAAGGACAAAGGCCAUGCUCAACACGUUGAUGAUAAAAUGUAUGGUUUACGUAAUUCGUCGGGUGGAAUUGGUUUCCACCCUGGAGUCGAGAGUGUUGACAAUACCGUAACGAUCCCUUACACUUGGGUUAAGUAUACGCAAGAGAACAUUAGGAGGUCUCAGCACGAAAGGGAAAUGUCGGAAAAGUUAAGAGGGGAAAUCGACAGUCUUUUACGUGCUUGUGCAAAUGAAAUGUGGAGUCAUUUCAACAACGUCAACAACGCUUUCCAGAGUAGAGUUCAAUCUACUCAGGACGCAAAAGCAAAGCUUCAAUCUCAUAUGCAAAGAACUUGCAACGAGAUUCGUGAUAUGGAAAGAGCUAUAGAAUUACUGAAAAAGGCUAUCAAAGACAAGGAGGGACCAAUGAAGGUUGCUCAAACUCGUCUUGAUGAAAGAACUCGAAGAAUCAAUGUUGAAUUAUGCAAUGAUCCAGUAAUGAAAGGACUACAAAGAGAAGUGCACGAAAUUCGUGAGUCGGUUCGUAUUCUGAAGGAUAAACUUCGUAGAGCUGAGAAUGCUCUUAUCCGUCUAUUGAAGACAAGAGCUCAAUUGGAGCAUGAUAUUGGUAUUAAGGAGAAUAGUCUGCAGAUUGACUCAAAAGUUUGUAUGGGUAUGCGUAAAAACAUGCCAAUGGAUCCUAAAACCGGACCAGUUUAUACCAUGCCAGUUAGCUGUUAUUAAUCACUUCUUCUAUGAGAGGAACAAAACAGAAAAUAUAUAUUAACAAAAAAAUGAAAAAUUGGGAGAGAUGCUACAGAAUAGGAAUGAUUAUAUUAUUUAAAUAUAUUAAAAAACGUAUAGAUUAUAAAGAGAAAAUAUCAAACUUAUAUUUAUAUAAUAAUGAUAAUAAAAUAAUAUAUUUAUCGUUUUUUUCAUUCUUUUCCUUAUUUUUCUGAAAAUUUGCCUGCUGAUCACCGACUUAUGCUUGUACCAACUCAGUAUUGACUAUCACCAUUUUCUGUGUAAUGUGGCAUGUAAACGGUCAAUAAUAAAGUUGCUUUAACAAAAGAAGAAAUAUAAUAAUUACAUAUUAAUUAUUCAUUUAUGAAUUGCUUUAAGUCUUAGUUAUGACAGUUUUUAUAGAGCACC
Messenger RNA from Dimorphilus gyrociliatus, 3482 nucleotides. Lineage: Eukaryota; Metazoa; Annelida; Polychaeta; Dinophilidae. The record is from the annotation of a GenBank genome assembly.